GUUCUAGCCUUUCCUGCGUUUCUGCUUGGAAUUGACCAGAACCGUCUAAAGGAGAAACUGACGAGCAGGAAGAUGGACAGCAAGUGGGGAAACGCAAUUGAGUCCAUCGACGUGACGCUGAACGUGGAGCAGGCGUGCUACACACGGGACGCCCUGUCUAAAGCUCUGCAUUCACGGGUCUUUGACUUCCUGGUCGAGUCCAUCAACAAAGCCAUGGUGAAAGAUCAUAAGGACUUUAACAUCGGAGUGUUGGACAUUUACGGAUUUGAAAUCUUCCAGAAAAAUGGCUUUGAACAGUUCUGCAUCAACUUUGUGAAUGAGAAACUGCAGCAGAUAUUCAUCGAGCUGACACUGAAGGCCGAGCAGGAGGAGUACGUGCAGGAGGGCAUCAAAUGGACUCAGAUUGAGUACUUCAAUAACAAGAUCGUCUGUGAUCUCAUCGAGAGCAAAAGUCCCCCUGGCAUCAUGUGCAUCCUGGACGAUGUGUGUGCCACCAUGCAUGCGGUGGGCGAGGGAGCGGACCAGACCAUGCUGCAGAAGCUCCGAAUGCAGAUCAACACACAUGAACACUUCAACAGCUGGAACCAGGGCUUCAUCAUCCACCACUACGCUGGCAAGGUGUCCUACGAUGCAGAGGGUUUCUGCGAGAGGAACCGAGACGUCCUUUUUAAUGACCUCAUUGAACUGAUGCAGAGCAGCGAAAUAGCCUUCAUCAGAGCACGGUUUCCAGAAAACCUCAACGCUGAAAAGAAGGGUCGACCCACAACUGCAGGCAGCAAAAUAAAGAAACAAGCCAAUGAUUUGGUGAGCACACUGAUGAAAUGUACUCCACACUACAUCCGCUGCAUCAAACCAAAUGAAACCAAGAAGCCCAGAGACUGGGAAGAGAGCCGAGCAAAGCACCAAGUGGAGUACCUGGGUCUGAAAGAAAACAUCAGGGUGAGGCGUGCUGGCUACGCCUACCGCAGAGUCUUCAAGAAGUUCCUCAACAGGUACGCCAUCCUGACAAAAGAGUCCUGGCCGACGUGGCAAGGAGACGAGAAACAAGGUGUCCUUCACGUCCUACGGUCUGUCAACAUGGACCAGGAUCAGUUCCAGCUUGGUCGCACCAAGGUCUUCAUUAAGGCCCCCGAGUCGCUCUUUCUGCUGGAGGAGACAAGGGAGCGCAAGUUUGACGGCUACGCCAGGACCAUCCAGAAAGCCUGGAGGAAGUACAUGGCCCGCAAGAAGUACGUCCAGAUGAGGGAAGAAGCUUCUGACCUGCUGCUGAACCGGAAGGAGAGGCGGCGACACAGCCUCAACAGAAACUUUGUAGGCGACUACAUCGGUAUGGACGACAGGCCCGAACUCCGACAGUUCCUCGGCAAGAGAGAAAAGAUCGACUUUGCAGACAAAGUCACAAAAUAUGACCGCCGCUUCAAGGGCAUUAAGAGGGACUUGAUCCUGACGCCAAAGUCUGUGUACCUGAUUGGAAGAGAAAAAGUGAAACAGGGUCCAGAGAAAGGACAGGUGAAGGAGGUGAUGAAGAGGAGGAUUGAUGUGGAGAAGAUCCUGGCAGUGUCUCUCAGCACAAUGCAGGAUGAUUUCAUUGUCCUGCACGAGCAGGAGUACGACAGCCUGCUGGACUGUGUCUUCAAGACCGAGUUCAUCAGCUUACUGUCGCGCAGGUUUGAGGAGAAAACCCAGAGGAAGCUACCACUCAAGUUUAAUAACACACUGGAGAUGAAGUUGAAGAAGGAGAACUGGGGCUUCCUGAGCGGGGGCGGCUCCCGGCAGGUCUUGUUUGUCGGGGGUCAGGGAGACAUGCCUGUCCUGAAUCCUUCCAGCAAAUCUCUGCAGGUCAGCGUCGGCCCGGGACUUCCAAAGAACACACGCCCCACCAGGAAGACCUUCUCUCAGGUCCGCUCCAGAGCUCACCAGCACACCCCCUCGAGGGCCGCACCGGGGCCUCCAGUUGCUCAACAGAAUGGUGGCCAUAAAAACAGUAACCAUGCAGCCAAUCAGAGGAACUCGCAGCACCACGGCCAGCGGCAUCCUGCGCCCGACAACCCAACACGACCCUUCCUGCCUAGCAACGGCAGCCAGCUGAAGGAGAGAGGAGGCAGCCAGCAGCCGCCCAACCUCGACUGUCUGAAAGUCCCCGAUCAAGGAGCUGCAGGCAAUGGAGACAGACGACCAACUUCCAAUGGAGGAAUGGCCCACAGACCCUCAGCCAGCAGGCCUGCUCCGGGGGGGGGGCGACCCAAACCUGCCCCCAAACCCAAACCGCAGGUGCCCCAGUGCAAAGCUCUGUACGCCUACGACGCUCAGGACACAGACGAGCUCAGCUUCAACGCUGACGACCUCAUCGACAUCAUCAAAGAGGAUGCUUCCGGGUGGUGGAUAGGACGACUUCGUGGAAAGCAAGGUCUUUUCCCCAACAACUACGUCACAAAGGUCUAAGAGCUGCAGGUUUACAGCUCGAGGAGGAGAGUUUGUUCCCCGCUGACCCUCUCAGAGGACGGGACGGAGCUCACGGCCAGAGAGAGAAGCACUGCGAGACUCACUGAGGAGAAAAACGUCUUCCUCUGCUGCCUUCUCACAAAUGAAUGUAACUCCCGGUUACACCACCAGACCAAAAGACCAGCUUGAAAUGAGACUCUGCUUUUAAAGACAAGAAGACUGUGUGGGGUCUGUUUUCCUCCACAGUCCCUCUGAGUACUGAUCAAAACUAUUUAUUGUAUUUAUAGCUUUCUGUGUUCUCCUUACUGUCAUUUAUAUCUUGCUGAGGAUUUGAGCUCCAACUAUUUUUGAAGCGUUGGAUUGAAGUAUGCUUAAUCUGUGGGACCAGGCUGUAAUUUUUACUCUCAGAUGAAGGUUUGAUUGCAGAGAGGUGAUCGUCUCGGUGGCAAAACGGAAGCUACUGCUGCUUUACUAGGAAUAUUUAUUUUGGUGCAAAACUGUAACUACUUACAGGGAACGGCUUUUCAGAAAAUCAUCACACUGUGUUUUUAAUGAUUUUUAAUUCCAAAGCAAUAACACUUUUUAUGUUUUUCGUUCCGUAAAUUCAUUUAGAAGGCCAUACCCCGGGAGAACCAGCUACAUCUUACAUUUUUAGUUGUUUUUUCUAUUACACCAGUAUAUUUUAGACACAGUAGACCCCUGAGCAUGCGGUCUGUGGUGUAUUAGCACUUUAUUGGUACAGGUACUACCUUGGACACAGACAUCUUCACUUGUUUAUGCCACAGCUGCAAAGUCUAUGAAGGACGGGUUGCAAAGCGAGCAAUAAGCAAGAAUCAUUUGUUUACAUGAAAUGAUAAAAACAGGCAUUUUGGAUCUGAUUCUGUAUAUGUGUUCAUAUUUUAGAAGUACGCCUGUUGUUGGUUAGAUUUUAAAUUAAUUGUUUUGUAUUUUCUCUGAAGGAUCUUAGUAUUCUGAAUUUCCUCUGCUUUUGAUACUCACAGGGCUGCUUUAUUUACAGUUCAGCUUCACAUAAUGGUUAUCACAAAUAGGGUGAAUGGAUUUUUGUUUGUGCAAAAGGUUUUUUUAGGUGAAAGGAAUGUGUUGACAUUUUUCCGUGGCACUACAAAGAGUUCAUUUUUGCUCUGCUUUACUGUUUCUGCACAUCUUUGCACUGCUGUUGCAUUACUUAAACAUUCCUAUGUAUUUUUUUAAUCAAAUAACCACAUUAUGCUCUCGUCAGUAAAAAAAAACAAAAAAACAGCUGGGACUUCUGUUAUAGAUUUUAUGCAUCAUGAAAUAUAGUUUGAUCUGGGAUGGUUGAAAACAUCCUUGUGCAAUACAAAACAGUAGAUGCAUUUUUUAAUAAAGCAUGUAAUGUUGUAUA
This is a messenger RNA of Notothenia coriiceps (black rockcod), 3826 nucleotides long. RefSeq names its product myosin IEa (gene myo1ea). Bases 73 to 2442 code for a protein of 789 amino acids. Lineage: Eukaryota; Metazoa; Chordata; Actinopteri; Perciformes; Nototheniidae. Gene Ontology annotation, cellular component: actin cytoskeleton; microvillus; cytoplasm. Gene Ontology annotation, biological process: actin filament organization; endocytosis; glomerulus development. The transcript has 20 exons. Gene Ontology annotation, molecular function: ATP binding; actin filament binding; microfilament motor activity. The record is from RefSeq and is a predicted model, not a curated record.